UAUUAUUAGUCUCCAGAGUAAAACGUUUUCAAAACCCUCGCUCGCCAAACCUUCUUGUUUCCCUCUCUGUCUUUCUCUCUCUGUUUCGGCCAUUUUCGCGGUAUUUUUUUUGAGGGAUGCAAAGCUGCGCGAACGCUUUGUUUCGACCUCAAAGAUCUUUUUGUUGGUUCCGUCUCCUGCUCUCAUCUCGUUCAAUAGUCGUCUGAGGGUUUAUUUUCUUGUUUCUAACUAUUAUCUUCCCCGUUUCUUCUAUCCCCUUUUACUCCGGACGGAGAUGAACUCCGGUUCGCGGCUCGACGGUGGAACACAAAUUUUAUCUGCUCGUGUCCGAAAAACCAUCCAAUCCAUAAAAGAAAUCGUCCAGAAUCAUUCCGACGCUGAUAUUUAUGUGAUGCUCAAGGAGAGUAACAUGGAUCCUAACGAGACGGCGCAGAAAUUAUUAAAUCAAGAUCCAUUUCAUGAGGUGAAGAGGAAAAGGGACAAGAAGAAAGAGAAUAUAAAUUACAGAGGGUCUAUAGAUCCUAAAAGACAGUCUGAGCAUUUAGGACAAGCUGCAAAAUCUCAUACAUUUUCAGACCGUAAUGCUCGACGAGGAGGUUAUGUCCGGAAUGUGUUACCUGAUGCAGGAAUUAGCAGAGAGUUUCGUGUUGUGAGAGAUAACAGAGUUGGUCAAAAUUCAAGUAAGGAAAUAAAACCUGCAUCAGUUCAGUGUUCAACCUCUGCUAACGAGCAAACAUUUUCUGAUGUUUCUGAGAAAAGCUCAACAGGUAAUCCAUCUGAUCAAAAGAACCUGGGUGCCAGAAACUCAGAGGUGCCGAAGUUACCUCAGACUUUAAAUGGGUCUACUAAUUCUGGUGCCAGACACCCUCGAGAGACUAAUUCCAAUGGCAGUCAUAGGAAAGAGUUACCGGAUGAGCCUCGGGUUACAGAACUGAACUCAGCUUUGCAGGUGCAAGGACAGAAGGCACACAAUUCACAGCUAUAUUCUUCAACGUUAACAUCAAGGAAUUCUGUGGUUGGGGUUUAUUCCUCCUCUUCAGACCCUGUUCAUGUCCCAUCACCUGAUUCUAGGUCAUCUAUUAAUGUUGGGGCUAUCAAGCGUGAAGUUGGGGUGGUGGGUCGCAAACAAUCUUCUGAAAAUUCUGCUAAACAGGCAUUGGUUCCAAGCGGUUCUUUCUCAAAUUCACUCUUGGGGAAGGAUGGUUCUACAACAGAGUCAUUUCGACCCUCAAUCACAAAGAGUGAUCAACCCAUUUCAACAGCUGUUCAUGAAUCUGUUAGCAUGCCUGUUAGUAGAUCUUUUCUGAACAACCAGUAUCAUGGCAAGCCACAUCAACAACUUAACCAUCAGAAAGCUUCUCAGUCAAAUAUGGAGUGGAAACCAAAGUUGAGUCAGAAGUCCAACAAUAUCAGCCAUGGAGUAAUUGGACCGGUUGCAACCUCAACUCCUAUGGAUAAUUCUUUGGAUUUGAAAUCAGAAGCUGCAGACUUGCAGGAAAAGAUUUCAAAAGUGAAAAUUUUUGAGAAUCAGCAUGUAUUUAUACCACAGCAUCUUCGAGUUCCUGAGGCUGACCGCACUCAGCUGACCUUUGGCAGCUUUGCAUCAGGAUUUGACUCUACCAAGAGCCUUGCACCUGAAUGUCAAGCAGUUGGGAGUGCAGAAGAAUCAAAGGGCGAACCUUCUGCAAGUGCAUCGGCUUCAGCUCUGUCUGCCUCGAGUGAAGAUGCUUCUGGUAGUAACCAGUUUGAUUUGUUAGAUGAUAAAGUUAGAAAUUCUGAAUCCAAUUCUCCAGCAUCAGCUGUAGCUUCUGAAAAUCCAUUGCCUGAAAAAAGAGAGUCUUCAAGUCCCCAGAAUUUGGAGAACUAUGCAGAUAUUGGAUUGGCUCGGAAUGACAACCCACCAUUCACUUCUGGGGAGCCACAGCAGCAGCAAGAUCCUCCUGGUUUACCAAGUUUCUCAGCGUAUGAUCCCCAGACCGGCUAUGAUGUAGCAUUUUUCAGACCCUCAAUGGAUGAAAAUGUACAAGGACAGGGUUUAUCCUCCCCCCAGGAGGCUUUGAUCUCACACACAGCAAACAGUAUCCCAGCAUCCACAGUGGCAAUGUUGCAACAGCCGGUAGCACAGCUGUAUCCUCAAGUUCAUGUCUCUCACUACCCAAAUUUUGUGCCAUUUCGCCAGUUCCUCUCUCCAGUAUAUGUACCACCAAUGGCUGUGCCUGGUUAUUCUAGUAACCCUUCCUAUCCCCACCCAUCAAAUGGCAGCAACUACCUACUGAUGCCAGGAGGUAGCUCACAUCUCACUGCAGGGGGCCUCAAGUAUGGAAAUCAGCAGUAUAAGUCCAUACCUGUGGGCAGUCCUACAGGGUUUGGUAAUUAUACCAGUCUAACUGGAUACACUAUCAAUGCUCCAGGAGCAAUUGGUGGUGCAACAGGGCUUGAGGAUUCAACCAGGAUCAAGUUCAAAGAGGGCAAUCUUUAUGUUCCAAAUCCUCAGGCCGAGACAUCAGAAAUCUGGAUUCAGACCCCAAGGGAGAUUCCUGGCAUGCAAUCAUCUCCAUUUUAUAACAUGCAAGGACAAGCACCUCAUGCAGCAUACUUGCCAUCGCACACAGGACAUGCUUCCUUCAAUGCAGCAACGGCACAGUCAACUCAUAUGCAGUUCCCCGGUUUGUAUCAUCCCACUCCACAGCCAGCGGCGGUUGCCAAUCCUCAUCAUAUAGUCCCUGGCAUAGGCAGUAAUGUGGGUGUUGCUGCAGCAUCACCUGGGGCUCAGGUUGGUGCGUAUCAGCAACCUCAACUUGGUCACAUUAAUUGGACCACAAACUUCUGAAAGGAAAUGGCUAUUCAAUCCCUUGUUAACAAGUGAUCAAGGUUAGUUAUAGUCCUAUUUUUCUAUGUGAAAUUAAAAGGAUCCAUUGUCUUCUUUUUUUCUAUUUAAUGCAAGUUGUGUUUAUUAAGCAAUACCCUCUGUCGUAUUCGUAUAAUAUCCAUUUUUACUCAAAUCA
Molecule: messenger RNA, 3005 nt
Organism: Nelumbo nucifera (sacred lotus)
Lineage: Eukaryota; Viridiplantae; Streptophyta; Magnoliopsida; Proteales; Nelumbonaceae
Molecular function (GO): protein binding
Source: RefSeq, a predicted model, not a curated record